GCGGGAUAUGUGUAUCAUGCAGUUCAAGUCCACGUUCUCCAGUCUUUUGCUCUCUUUCUUGAUUUCUAGUCUUGCGACAUUCGUUGUUGGUUCCCCGAUAGAGUCUGAUGCGUCACGCAACGCCACUAUCACUUUCAGCAAUCCUGAAGCGGAGAAAUACUACGUAGAUGGCUCUAAAAUACCCGAAGUUGACUGGGAUGCCGGGCCAUCAUGGUCCGGAUUGAUGCCUAUAUCUUCACAUCCUAAUGAAACGCGAAAGCUGUUCUUUUGGUUCUGGCCCACGAAUAAUGCAUCGCAUGCAAAUGACGUUACAUUCUGGACGAACGGCGGACCAGGGUGUUCCUCUCUACAGGGACUUUUGACUGAAAAUGGCCCAAUUUCUUGGAACUGGGGUCAAGCAGCGCCUACUCCUAACAAAUGGUCUUGGACUAACCUCUCUCAUAUGCUCUGGGUUGAACAGCCAAUCGGAACGGGGUUCACGGAAGGGGACCCGACUAUCAACAACGACGCCGAUCUCGCGGAGCAGUUCUACGGCUUCAUGCAGCAAUUUCUCGAGGUCUUCAGCGAGCUCAAGGGCAAGAACUUCUAUGUAUCGGGAGAAAGUUUCGGCGGCUUCUAUGUGCCACACAUCGCGCACUACAUCUACGAACACCCGGGCCUCGACCUCCACCUCAAGGGCAUGUGGCUCUCGGACCCAUCCAUCUCCUACACCGUCGUCCAAUACGAGAUCCCCACGCUCAAGUUCGUGAAAGACAACAAGAACGUGUUCCCGCUGAACAGCACCUUCAUGGCCGACAUCGAGAAACGGUCUGACGAGUGCGGGUACACGGACUACGUCGAUACAUACGUCACGUACCCGCCGAAAGGACCGCUGCCUAUGCCAAAAGGCAACAAUGGGAGCGUCGCGGCGCCUGGGCACUGCCAGAUCCGCGAUCGCGUGAGGAACGCUGCUCAGAAGCUGAAUCCUGCGUUCAACAAGUUCAGGGUGACUGAUCAGUGGCCAGCACCAUGGAGUGUCUUGGGCUGGCCACACUCCUCCAUCCAGAAAUUCGUCUACUUCAAUCGAACCGAUGUCCAAGACGCGAUUCACGCCCCGCACGUCAAGUGGGAGGCCUGCACGGACGAGCAUGUCUACGUGAGCGAGAAGUCGGGUAGGCCGCACGCUGACACGUCCACGCCGACCGCGUUCACGGUCCUCCCGGAGGUGAUCGAGAAAUCGGAGCGCGUCGUCAUCGCGCAUGGGAUGGCGGACUUUAUGCUCGUCGCGGAGGGGACGAGGAUAGCAAUCCAGAACAUGACGUGGAACGGUGCCCAAGGCUUCCAGAAACCCAUCGAGCCGGAGAGCUUCACACUCAAACACCACGGCGUCUAUGGGAACGCCCACACCGAACGCAACCUGACUUACGUAGAGAUAUACUUCAGCGGACAUUAUGUGCCUCAGUUCACGCCCUGGGCGGCCUACUCCACCUUUGCCUACCUUCUCGGACGCCAAGACUCGCCAUCCUCGUAA
This is a messenger RNA of Gloeophyllum trabeum ATCC 11539, 1510 nucleotides long. Its product is annotated as alpha/beta-hydrolase. Gene Ontology annotation, biological process: proteolysis. The transcript is spliced from 18 exons. Gene Ontology annotation, molecular function: serine-type carboxypeptidase activity. NCBI's taxonomy places the organism in Eukaryota, Fungi, Basidiomycota, Agaricomycetes, Gloeophyllales, Gloeophyllaceae. The record is from RefSeq and is a predicted model, not a curated record. Bases 8 to 1510 code for a protein of 500 amino acids.